AGUUACUACGCAGAUCAUCAUUCCUUGAUAAACUGCUCACAGCGACCGUCUUUUGUCUCAUAAUGGUACGACUCUUGUCGAAUCGCCAAGGCGGCUCACUGCCUCACUUUGACUCGCACAGUUGCACAGUUCCAAAAUGACUGAGAAGGAGCUGCCCGUGAUCGACCUCCGUCUGGCCCAUGGCAACACCAGGCCAGCGUUGGUGAAGAAGCUUCGAGAAGCUAUGACGACCGUCGGCUUCAUAUACCUCACAGGGCUUAGUGAUUUUGAUGAUGCAGAGCUUCUUAGGCUCUCCAGGUGGUUCUUUGCAAUUCCACUGGAGGAGAGGAUGAAGAUCUCCAAGAAGACCUUCAGUCCAACUUGUGACUACGAGUACAGAGGAUUCUUCCCCGUGAUUCCUGGAGCAGUUUCCCAUAAGGAAGCGCUUGAAAUGGGUCCAUAUUUGGAACAAAGACCAAACCCGCCAAGUGAAAACCUGGGUGUCAGAAUGUUUUUUGAAGACAAUCAGUGGCCAAAUCCUGCAGGAGAUCAGAACACAGCCAAAUACUUCAGGAAAUGGAUGGAGAAUUAUCACAAAAAGAUGACCGACGCCUCCCUUGAGCUUCUCCGACUCAUUGCUGAAGGCUUCGAUGCGCCCACUGAGUUCUUUACGCCCCUUUUUGAAUAUGACCACCUCUCUACUCUGAGGCUUAUUCAUUACCCAGCUCGUCCAAACCCUCCUGAGAGCGCCAGGGAUGGUGAUUAUGUUAUCCAAACUGCAGAGCACAACGACACCGGCGUGAUCACCCUCCUGGCUACAUUCGAGGAGUACCCGGGCCUCCAAGUGCGUUGGUGGGAGGACGACUCCUUACUCGAUGUUCCUUAUCGCAAGGGACAUCUUGUGGUUAACAUUGGCAAUGUGUUGUCUUCCAUUAGUGGAGGGAGACUCAAAGCUACUAGACACAGGGUCGUCGAUCUCUGCGGGGACAGAUUAUCGGUUCCUUUCUUCCUGGAGCCUCGAUUUGGGGGUAACAUCAACGUAGCCUUGCCUGGAGGAACUCCGAAGCUCGGCUACGAUCCCGAGGAGGUUGUCGAGUACGGGCCUUGGCUCUUCAAAAACAUGACGAGAUUUGCUGAAUAUAAAGAUCUCGUGGAAAGAGUGGCUAAGGAAGGAACCGCCAUAAACUAAGCUGUAGCUUCCGCUAAAAGGUUGUUAUUCCUGUUACAUUAAAUAUUUGGUAUUAGCUAUCUUCUUCUUCGUCAUGUUUGUUUUACAUUCAGGGCAAUUUUCUCCACUAAAUAUCAUUAUAUCAAAAAGGUUUGUUUCAAGAGUUUUAAACAUUCUGUCGAUCUACUUUUUUUUUUUUAUUUCUUAACAUGAAUAAACGUGAGAUGCACAAUUUGUAGCGUCUUCCGUUAAUUACCAUAUUCUCGGUCUAAUAAAAACUUUGAUUAUUGUUAA
This is a messenger RNA of Macrobrachium nipponense, 1441 nucleotides long. RefSeq lists its product as uncharacterized. Gene Ontology annotation, molecular function: 2-oxoglutarate-dependent dioxygenase activity. The transcript is spliced from 7 exons. Lineage: Eukaryota; Metazoa; Arthropoda; Malacostraca; Decapoda; Palaemonidae. The record is from RefSeq and is a predicted model, not a curated record. The coding region runs from base 137 to 1168 and encodes 343 amino acids.